Messenger RNA from Teleopsis dalmanni, 674 nucleotides. Its product is annotated as four-domain proteases inhibitor-like. The record is from RefSeq and is a predicted model, not a curated record. Gene Ontology annotation, molecular function: protein binding. Bases 181 to 600 code for a protein of 139 amino acids. The transcript is spliced from 3 exons. NCBI's taxonomy places the organism in Eukaryota, Metazoa, Arthropoda, Insecta, Diptera, Diopsidae.
UAUAAACAUAAAGAAAUUUUUUAAUAGAAGCUAAAGAGAGAGUUGUAAAUGAAAAAACGGAAGUAAAAAAGUUUUCGACUUAAGAUAAAAAUCAAGAGAUAAUUGGAAGGUAUAAAUUAUAUGCGGAAAGAAAUGCAAUGCAGUCAUAUUUAUAGUACCUGAAGAGAAACAUUAAACGAUAUGGGUUUAAUAAUAAAAGUCGUGGUUGGAGUCUUCGUAUUGCUGACAUACACUAAUGGAGCAACAGUAACAGAGCAACCAUGUCAAAGUGCAUGUCCUAAGAUUUUUGAUCCAAUAUGUGCCAUGAAUGGAACUGAACAGAGCUAUAAAUAUUUUCACAACGAAUGCCUGAUGAAUUAUGAAGUCUGCCAGUCGGGUACAGUUUGGAGCCCGACGCAAAUGUCUUUUUGUCUGCCUGAUGUUGAGCCUUUCAUAACUCAGAAAUGUUUACGUGCCUGUCUUUUCAUAUAUGAACCGAUAUGUGCCACUGAUGGUAGGAUAAAUCAAAUUUUCGGUAACAGUUGCGUUUUCGAAAUGGAGAAUUGUUUAUCAAAUGGAAAAUGGCAUGAGACAAGGGCUAAUGAUUGUGGCUUCGAGUAAUAGAGGAUUCUUUACACACCUUAUUUACUGUUUAUUUAUACAGAUAAACAUAUGUAUUUUAUUAUAUAUAUAAA